Odobenus rosmarus divergens (Pacific walrus) is the source of this 939-nucleotide messenger RNA. Its product is annotated as RNA-binding motif, single-stranded-interacting protein 3-like. The transcript has 6 exons. The annotation marks the transcript as partial. Gene Ontology annotation, molecular function: mRNA 3'-UTR binding; poly(U) RNA binding; poly(A) binding. Lineage: Eukaryota; Metazoa; Chordata; Mammalia; Carnivora; Odobenidae. The record is from RefSeq and is a predicted model, not a curated record. Gene Ontology annotation, cellular component: cytosol; nucleus; ribonucleoprotein complex.
CAAACUGCCUCAUCCCAAGUGGACCCUAGCAGCUGGGGGAAGAAAAGCACGAUCUGGGAGGCUGGUUUUUUUUUUUUUUUUUUCCCCUACCGAUACCCCUCCUUUUUUCUUUUUUCUUUCUUUCUUUUUUUUUUUUUGGUGUGUUUCUUUUUUAAAUUCUUGCCGUGUUGGAACUAGUGAGUGGUGGAAGACGAGGGAUCUCUGAAGCCUCAUCAGUCAUCGGGACUGUCAGGAAUAGUGGUUUAAGAGGAAGCUCGGCCUGGGGCACUAUACCCUGUCAUCCAGUUCCCUGCCUCGGAGAUAAAGAUUCCAGCUACAUGGGCAAACGCCUGGAUCAGCCACAAAUGUACCCCCAGUACACUUACUACUAUCCUCACUAUCUCCAAACCAAGCAGUCCUAUGCACCAGCUCCCCACCCCAUGGCUCCUCCCAGCCCCAGCACAAACAGCACCAGCAACAGCAGCGGGGAACAGUUGAGUAAAACCAACCUGUACAUCCGAGGCCUUCCACCAGGCACCACUGACCAGGACCUAAUCAAGCUGUGCCAACCGUAUGGAAAAAUUGUAUCCACAAAGGCAAUUUUGGACAAAAACACAAAUCAGUGCAAAGGUUACGGUUUUGUAGAUUUUGACAGCCCUGCAGCUGCACAGAAGGCAGUAGCAUCUCUCAAGGCAAAUGGCGUGCAGGCACAGAUGGCCAAGCAACAAGAGCAAGACCCAACAAACCUAUACAUCUCAAAUCUCCCCAUUUCUAUGGAUGAGCAGGAACUUGAAAAUAUGCUGAAACCCUUUGGACACGUCAUUUCCACAAGAAUACUAAGAGAUGCUAAUGGAGUCAGCAGAGGCGUUGGCUUUGCCAGAAUGGAGUCUACUGAAAAAUGUGAAGUGGUAAUUCAACAUUUUAAUGGAAAAUAUCUGAAAACACCACCAGGCAUCCCAG